This is a messenger RNA of Chanos chanos (milkfish), 381 nucleotides long. RefSeq names its product mannose-specific lectin-like. The transcript has 2 exons. Bases 1 to 381 code for a protein of 126 amino acids. The record is from RefSeq and is a predicted model, not a curated record. NCBI's taxonomy places the organism in Eukaryota, Metazoa, Chordata, Actinopteri, Gonorynchiformes, Chanidae.
AUGAGCAGGAACUACAUGUCCAGCGGUGAUGAGCUUCGCAAAGGAGACUGUCUGCUGUCCAACAACAGAUCAUAUGAGGCAACCUUCCAGGAGGAUGGCAAUUUUGUGAUAUACAACACUUCCCACACGGCAGUGUGGGCAACUGACACGGGGGGUUGGACAGAAGCCCACUCUCUGCGCAUGCAGAUUGAUGGCAAUGUUGUUAUGUACAGUAAAGAUGGACAUGCCCUCUGGGAGACCCAGACCAGCAGCAGCUCUUCAGAAGGAUGCGUCAUGUACCAUCACUUCUACCUGACUGAUGACGGAAACUUGGUCCUUGAGCGGGAUCUCAAGGAAGUGUGGAACUCUGCCAGGUCUAAAGGGCACAAGUUGAAGGGUUGA